This is a messenger RNA of Cuscuta epithymum, 1586 nucleotides long. The record is from the annotation of a GenBank genome assembly. NCBI's taxonomy places the organism in Eukaryota, Viridiplantae, Streptophyta, Magnoliopsida, Solanales, Convolvulaceae.
AUAUAAGUAAUCCUGCUGUGUAAUAAUCUGCCAAAAAUAAAAGAGUCACUGCACCCACUCCCCACCUUGUCCCCUCUCUUCAAUUUCUCUCUAUACCUAAUUGCUGUUUCUCUCUCCAGAAAGGGAAGAAGACAAACCAACGCAUUUCGCUUCUCUUCACUCCGGACAUGCCGGAACUCGCGACCGUACACUGACUCCGGCGGACAUAUAUAUAAAGGGAUCGGAAUCAACUAGAUGAGGUGUAAGAAACAUCAGUCGGACCUGAGCAGCGGCGUCGGCGUUUGCGCGUCUUGUCUCCGGGAGAAGCUCUUCGCCGUGAUACUAGCUCAGGCUCAGGCUCAAGCCGAAGCCCGCAUUCAGCACCGUGGAUUUCAGGAAGAGGGGCGCAAGUCCGACGCCAAUCAGCCGCCGCCGGCUUUGUUGUUUCCCCGCUCUGUUUCGCCCUAUAUUUCUCGCCAUAAAUCUGACAUCUCGAAUUGGAAUCAAAACCGCCAAGCUAGCCACCGCAGCUGGGCUGAUCAGAGAUUCUUCAGCACUCCUCAAGUCGGAGCCCAAGGGAAAGUAAUCGCCGGGGGGGAUUACGGUAAGAAGAAGAAGAAGAAGAGUUACGGGUUCUCUCUGUUUAACAAUCUGUUCGGAUCUAAACCGGGGAAGCCCGAUUCGUACUCGGAUCCCAGGUUCCCCAAUUCGGAUCCGGGGGUCUCGAAUUCGGAACCCCCGCGUGCCAGUACGUCGUCGUCGUCUUGGUUUUCGGCAAUUUUCUCGGGUCGUCGGAAGAAGCAAAAUCAGGCGUUUUCGGUAAAUGAGGACGCCUCCGUCGGGCGGCGGCGGGUGAACUGUCAGAAUAGAGAUCGCGGAUUGUCCCCCGUGAGGUGCUCCGACGACGAGGAAGACCAACAUUGCCGCGGGGGAUCCAGCGGGUACUCUUCGGAGUCUUCGCAGGGGUGGAAGCAGACACCAAGGCGGACUCCGGCGUCUUCAUCAAACCGGAGAGGAAGCGGAAGAUGCAACCGCAACCGGAACGCCUCCGGGAUGACGUUUUGCCUGAGUCCGUUGGUGAGAGCCAGCCCUAACCUGCAGUGGAACCAAAAGGGAAUGGCGCCGGAGAUGGUGUACUCCGGCGAAAUUAGAUUAUCCUCCAAAGCGAGUUUGCCCGGUGCGACGUCGUUGUGCAAGAGCAGAUCGAGGAAACUUGCGGAUUUCGGAAGGUUCAACUGCCACCAUUAAUUGGACAUUGAUGAAUACAGUUAGCGGCCAAACGUUGACAUUUGACCGCAUCGGCGAUUGCGACAUUCUGCAUAGAUGAGAAAACUGUAAUGGUUGUUGGUUUUUACCCUCGCCUACUUUAUAUGUGUAGUAGAAGUAUAGUAUUCCGUAGGUGGGUUCAUAAUUUUUUUUUUUUUUGCGAUUUUAAUAUUUUCAUACCACACAUAAACAAAGUGCUGUUGUUGGUUUACAUGUUAAUGGUCAUUACUCCGUAUUAGGUACACAAAGAAAAACAAAUACUCAGCGUCAUUCCCGUGUUUUUGGCUUUUAGCUGUACCCCUGAAAUACCAUUCUUCUAAUGCGCGUGCGUCCCAAUUAAG